AAACAUUUCAGAGCACUAUUUAUUGUCUCAUGGUCAGCUGGUGCGCUUUCGCGCGUGUGUGAUUGAAUUUUAGUUCUCUUAUAGUUUUGACGUUUCAUUUCUGCUUGAAAAAUGGGAUUAAGACUUGCAUUAAGUGUUGUCAUUUCUGUGAUUUAUAUCUCGUUUUCAUGCGCUGAACGCAAUCCAGUUGGUCCAAGUUUCACAAUAGAGCCUCGAGAAAAAGUUCAAUUCUAUAACUCCACUGGAGCGGUAGUUUCUUGCUCAGCUAUCGGUGUUCCAAUCCCAACGGUAUCCUGGAUACGGCAAGAUGGAACACCUGUUCAAGAAGUGCCAGAACUAUUACAGAUAAGACCUGAUGCUUCUUUAGUUUUUGCCCCUUUUAGACCUGAGGAUUUCCGUCAAGAUAUCCAUUCCGCCACCUACAGAUGCACAGCAUCCAAUUCUGUUGGGAUUAUUGGCAGCAGGGACGUCAAUAUCAGAGCUGGUAUGUACACACUUUUGAUUAUUUGCUCACUCGGAUCAAUGAUGCUGAGUACCAAUCAUUCCCUAAUAGACAGAUAACAAAAUAAAUAAAAUAAUACUUUUUUCUUGAAUUUGACAUUGAUGCGUCAAAAUUAUAUUAAAAGA
This is a messenger RNA of Parasteatoda tepidariorum (common house spider), 627 nucleotides long. Lineage: Eukaryota; Metazoa; Arthropoda; Arachnida; Araneae; Theridiidae. The record is from RefSeq and is a predicted model, not a curated record.